Ceutorhynchus assimilis (cabbage seed weevil) is the source of this 2448-nucleotide messenger RNA. The record is from the annotation of a GenBank genome assembly. Lineage: Eukaryota; Metazoa; Arthropoda; Insecta; Coleoptera; Curculionidae.
AUGUCAGACUUCGCAGAUCUUCUACAAGAAGCCGAAAGGCUUACUAAGGAUUUGGAAGGGCUCAGUACUGAGGACCUUCCAAAAGUGGAUAGAUCGUUGAAGCAAGUUUUAGAAGCUUCCAAUGAUUUAUAUGCAAGAGUUGCACAAGGUGGCUCCAAGGAUAUUGAGGCAAACCUAUUGCUGGGCUCAAAAGGAGUUGACUUACCAAAAAUCGUAAAAAAACUCGAAUCACUGAGCACCCAAAGAACAUUUGAAACCAUAGAACCAGUUGAUGAUUUGGAUCUUCCCAACAUAUUAGAAAAUCAAAUACAAAACAAAGUUCUUGAAACCUUUGAUACAGCAUUUAAUGAAACACUGGCAACAAACUACGAUACUGCUUGGGCACAUCAACAAUCCCAAUGGAAACAAGAAAAAAUGAAAAUUAUAAGUGCCCUCAGUGGCAAUUCAGGUUUGGCUGUUAAAUUUGGCAAAAGUCAAACUGUUUUCAUUAAAAACAGGCCUGCUCCAUUGGCACAAAUGCCACCAAAUGAAAAGAUUUAUGCUUGUAAAGUUAUUGAAUAUAACACAUCCUUGGUCAGAGGACUGUCUUCGAAAACAAACCUUAUUAAUGUGUUUGAAAAUGUUGCUGCUGAAUUUAAAGAUUCUAAAGUCAAAGAUAUGUGGGACAUUAUCAAAUAUAUGGUGCAACUUUCGCCAUUUCCACAAUCUGAUGAUCCAAUAAAAGCCAGAAAUAGCCCCCUAAUUAUCCAUGAUUUAGUUUGUCAAGGAAAAAAAUAUUUGCAAGACAGAUACAAGUUGUUUAUGAAUAAUAUUGUUAAUGAAAAUUUGGCUCAAGCUAAUAGAGGGGGUGUUCCUGGUACCUAUCCAUUGGUCAGGAGCUUUCUUGGACUCCGAUUCUCAGGCGAAUAUUCUGGAUUGAAUGACGGACUCAUUGAUGAACGCCCACUAUGGCCAAUGGUUUAUUAUUGUUUAAGAUCCGGAGAUUUUGCGGCAGCAAUUUAUUGCCUGAAAAAAAGCGGUCUGAGCCAGUUUGAAGAAAUAAUAAGGUUGCUGGAGAUGAAAUUGAAAUGCCCCAGUAGCUGUGAAAUUCCAAAACUUGAAGACAACAUCAGACUUUCCUAUAGAACUGAUAUUAGAAGUACAACAGAUCCAUUUAAGAGGAUAGUGUGGUGCGUGUUAGGAUGUUGCAAUGUCACUGAUGAACAUUCUGAAGUUGCUAGGACUGCUGAUGACUAUUUAUGGUUGAAGUUGAGCUUGGUUCGUGUCGAUAGGGAUGAUAGUAUCAGAUACAAUGAUUUACAGCAAGUUAUCCUGGAAGAAUACGGAGAAAGUCACUAUGACGCCUUCAAUCAGCCUCAUCUCUACUUCCAAAUGCUUGCUCUGACAGGACAAUUUGAAGCAGCUAUCGAGUUUCUGGCUAGAAUUGAACGAUUUAAAGUCCACGCUGUUCAUAUGGCGAUUGCUUUGAACGAAUUGUAUUUGAUCGCUGGUCCAGAAGAUACCCGUGCACCUCUUGUUUCUAUUGAUCCAGCUGACCCAAAACCAUCCAGAAGACUAAACUUGGCCCGUCUAAUAAUGAUCUAUGUUAGAAGUUUCGAGUUCAAAUGUCAAAACGAAGCUUUGCAUUAUUACUUCUUUUUAAGAAACUACACUGAUUUUCAAGGGGAAAAUGUAUUUAAAGUAUGUGUGGCCGAUUUGGCAAUGGAGACUAAAGAAUAUGAAAAAAUAUUGGGAAAAGUUCAACCUGAUGGCCGCAGGAGUGAGGGCCUAAUCGAUCAGUUUGCUAAUUCAGAUAUCACUGCAGCCAGUAUAGCUGAAAUUAUUGGCAAGAGUUUGUCUAAAAAGGGAUUGUUGGAGGAAUCCAUUGAUAUUUUCGAUAUUGCAAAUGACCAAGAAGAGAUUUUAAGUUUUAUGUGUACAUUGAUGUCCCAAGUGGUUCAGCUAAAAAGCAAGCCAGACUCAUUACGAUCCAGUCUUCAUCAAAAGGCUAUUGUUUUUGCUGAAAGAUUUUCUUCGACAGGAUAUAGAUGCCCUGCUGCUUUGGUCAGCUCGUUUUUGAAGCUCAAAGAUUUGAUUACUUUCUUUGAUUUGUAUUUUCUUAAAGAGUAUCUUCGAGCUUUGGUGGUCCUGAAGGAUCUCCAGCUAAUACCAUUCCGCGAAGAAGAAGUAAGCGAUCGUAUAAAAGGCUUCAAAGCUCUCACUGCUGAAGUUUCUAAAGUAAUACCAGAUGUGCUAUUGGCUACAAUGAACAUCUAUUUUGUUGAAUAUCAGAGGAUAAGAGCCAAAUAUGAAGGGGCAAGGUAUAUUAAUGAAUCGUCUAUAGAAACGGAUUUGUCCAAGCUGAGACAACAAGCAAAAACUCUGACUAAUUUUGCCGGAAUGCUACCCUAUCGUUUGCCAGGAGACACUAACGCCAAAUUGGUGCAAAUGGAAAUUCUUAUGCAUUAA